Messenger RNA from Symbiodinium sp. CCMP2456, 279 nucleotides. Lineage: Eukaryota; Dinophyceae; Suessiales; Symbiodiniaceae. The record is from the annotation of a GenBank genome assembly.
GCUUGGGCCCCGCGUUGGUGUCCACAGGCGUGCAGAUGUUCCAAUAUCGUUCUCGCAUCGCCGCGCUCAGCCGGGUCCUGUUCCUGACCUGCGGCGUUGUGUCCUUGUGCAACGUCCUGGGCACCGUGGUCGUCGGACCACUCCUGGGUGUUUCUCCCGAGGUCACGCUUGCCGCUACGAUGAGGUGCGUUACCAUCCCAAUGGCUCUGCCCACCUACGCCCGCCUCUGUGAUGCGAGCGGCGCCGAGAACAACGUGGCCUUAGUGGCUCUCUGUGCAG